This is a messenger RNA of Nicotiana attenuata, 1342 nucleotides long. RefSeq names its product two-component response regulator ARR6-like. The record is from RefSeq and is a predicted model, not a curated record. Gene Ontology annotation, biological process: phosphorelay signal transduction system; cytokinin-activated signaling pathway. Lineage: Eukaryota; Viridiplantae; Streptophyta; Magnoliopsida; Solanales; Solanaceae. Bases 306 to 911 code for a protein of 201 amino acids. The transcript has 5 exons.
GUUUUGUCUGAUACCUUCGACUAAAAGCAAAUCCCAUCUCUCAAGAAACAACAGGAACAAUCGAAUUUAAUAAUAGCGUGGGAUAGCAUAGGGGACAAGUGGGAUAAUGCGAUGUAGAUUUGCUAAGAUCUUUCAGUAUCUCUUCUUCAGUCUUUUACUAUAUUUCUUCCUUUACUAUAUCCACUUCCUCCACAUGACCAAAUAGAACCAUCCUUUAUUCCUUAUAUAUUCGCUUUUACAACCUUUUUCUUAGUUCGAUUCUAUUUUGAAACAGAGACCCAGUAUUUGUAUUCUUGGUAAUAGAAAUGGAGAAAAUGGCAGAUGAGUUGCAUGUUCUUGCUGUGGAUGAUAGCCAUGUUGAUCGGAAGGUUAUUGAGCGAUUGCUGAAGAUUUCUUCUUGUAAAGUGACGGCUGUGGAAAGUGGAAGGAGAGCUUUGCAAUAUUUGGGUUUAGAUGGAGAGAAGACCUCUGUGGGGAUUGAUGGUUUGAAGGUAAAUCUGAUACUGACAGACUAUUCUAUGCCUGGGAUGACUGGAUAUGAACUACUCAAAAAAAUCAAGGAAUCAUCGGCAUUGAGCAAGAUCCCCGUUGUUAUUAUGUCAUCGGAAAAGAUUUUACCUCGCAUUGAUAGAUGUUUGGAGGAAGGGGCAGAAGAAUUUCUGCUGAAGCCUGUUAAGCUGUCUGAUGUUAAACGUCUCAAAAACUUCAUACUGAGAGGCGAGGGGGAUAACGAAGAAACAGAUAAGAGGAUCAAAGAAGGAAGUUCAAGAAAGAGAAAAUUUCAAGACGAUUCAUUGACACAGUCAGUGCCAUCUUCUUUAGUUACAGGCCAUGAUAUUCAAUCAACACCAGAAUCUUCAGCAGCAUCAGUAUCUCAACAGCCUCUAUCAAAGCAACCCAAGAUCGGGUAACAACAGAGGAUAGAUUAUGAUACAUAAUUUUUUGCUCUCUAAUUGACCAGCCUCGGACAUUAAUCUUUUGACACCCUAUGAACUUUCUUUUGUGUGUAUACCAUCUCAUAGUUGUACAUGUUUUGCUCCUCCAUUUUGGGCCUUUUUUGGGAAGAGAAGUGAGCUCUAUAGAAAAAGUUGGGAAAUUCACAUGAUUUCCUAUUUGUUAUUUGUUUCUUUUGUAACAAACCCGUGAUAUUGACAUUUAACGCUAUGGCAUUGCCUUCUUAGCAACCAAAUCUUGUUGUUUAACUUCUGUUUUUUUUUUUCUUCGUGCAUUUGUUUGUUUGGUUUACUCUUAGGCUGGUCUUUUUUGACAUUCACCACCAAGAGUAGAGUGUAGUCUAGUGAUUCUGGUGGAGUUUUUCACAUAAUAAGUUUGAAUUGAAUUC